Messenger RNA from Puntigrus tetrazona (Sumatra barb), 1546 nucleotides. RefSeq names its product ADP-ribosylation factor 4-like. The coding region runs from base 75 to 617 and encodes 180 amino acids. Gene Ontology annotation, biological process: vesicle-mediated transport; intracellular protein transport. The record is from RefSeq and is a predicted model, not a curated record. The transcript has 5 exons. Gene Ontology annotation, cellular component: plasma membrane; cytoplasm. Gene Ontology annotation, molecular function: GTPase activity; GTP binding. Lineage: Eukaryota; Metazoa; Chordata; Actinopteri; Cypriniformes; Cyprinidae.
CACACUGAACACACAGCAUAAUCAGCCUGAGUGUUUAAAAGCUGUUUUUUUUUAUUAUCUUGCUAUAUUAAAACAUGGGCGUCUUCUUCUCCAACCUAUUCUCGCGUCUCGUGAAGAAGAAAGACAUGAGGUUGCUUAUGGUUGGUCUGGACGCCGCAGGGAAAACAACAGUGCUCUACAAACUCAAACUCGGGGAAGUUGUCACAACUAUUCCGACUCUAGGUUUUAACGUGGAGACGGUUGAAUAUAGAAACAUCUCGUUCACGGUGUGGGACGUCGGCGGUCAGGACGUCAUCAGACGCCUCUGGAGACAUUACUAUCAGAACACCAAGGGCCUGAUCUUCGUGGUGGACAGCAGCGAUCGUGACCGGAUCGAAACGGCAGCAGAGGAACUGAACGCGAUGCUGGCGGAGGACGAGAUGAGAGACGCGCUUCUGUUGGUUCUCGCUAACAAGCAGGAUUUACCCAAAGCCAUGCCGGUCCACGAGCUGACGGACAGACUGGGUUUACACGCACUGAGAGGAAGACAGUGGUUCGUUCAGGCCACGUGUGCGGUUCAAGGAUCAGGUUUAUAUGAAGGACUGGACUGGCUCUCCGAUCAACUCUCCAGACGAUAAAACACUUAAAGAAGGACACUAAAUCACAACUGAAUGUAUAUAUCAUCAAAACGCUGCAGUGUUUUUGAUUGAAUCGAAUGAGCUAAUGUUCCUGCGAUCCAUCCAUAAACACAGUUUACUAGCUUCUUUUCUAAUUGAAUAAGCUGUUUUGAACAAAUGGUUUGAUUACAAUUCAGUGAAUUAUUUAUAUUAUAUGAAUUAUUUAUAUAUAUAAAAGGGACUUUCCUUCCACCUUCUGGCAGUUAAGUGUCCUAAACUUAUCCUGGCUGAAUUUUAUUCAACUUAAAACACUUAAAGAAAGGACACUAAAUCAGAACUGAAUGUAUAUUUCGACAAAACUUUAUUUUGAAUAUUUAUUAAAUAAUCUCAGCGCUUUCUGUAUUUAAUUGCACCGCUAUAAAUCUAUAUAUAUGGUUUGUUCGUAUGCCUUUCUGAUUUUUUAUUUUUACUUGUUUACAGAAUAAUAUGAUUGCUAUUUCAUGUUUUAUUGAAUAAUCGCACAUUUUACUGUGGUCACAGUGAGAAUUGUAGAAUUUUAUAAAUCCAAAAAACCAAGCGUUUAUGAAACAUUAAAACGCAUUUAUGUUUCUCUGAGAAUGGUUCGAGCACAUUUUUUUGAAAAGAUGACAACAACAGCUAUAUUCCCUUGGUCAGAGUUUAAAGGCGUUACCCGGGCAUGAAAUUAUUGUUCUGUAUAUGCGAGUGAGAAAAAACAAUAUGAUACGAUAAUUGUAUUAUCGAGCAGUCAGUGAUUUCUACUGGAAGGCAGUUUUUAUUUUUGUAUAUUUAUUAAACACAUAAUUAAUCAUGCAACGCUGCAGUGUUUUUGAUUGAAUCGAAUGAGCUAAUGUUCCUGCGAUCCAUCCAUAAACACAGUUUACUAGCUUCUUUUCUAAUUGAAUAAGCUGUUUUGAACAAAUGGUUUGACU